UGUUUGUUUUGUCAGAUGAACCCUAAUAUAUUUAUAAGUUGAUGGGGUGUGGGAAAACUGAGAAGCUUCUCCAAUGGCUUCUUAUCGUUUUCUUCUCUUCCUUGUUCAUCUUUUGAUGACAAUCCCAGAGAUUAGCCAGUCCAAGCCCAUGCGUUGCGAUUGUGGUAGCUUUCCUUCCACAUUUGCAAAAAACAACCUAUCGCUUUGCAAGAAUCUGAGAGAAUUUGAUGGGGUUUUUGGGUGGAAGAUUGAAGGAGGAAAGAUUGGCAUUGGCUUUAAGGCUCGAAAGGCCGGGUCGACCGGGUGGGUGGCUUGGGGAGUUAACUUCCAGUUGCCUAUCAUGGUCGGUACACAGGCAAUUGCUGCGCUCCCGAUGGCCAAUGGGAGCAUCCAAUGGCAGACCUAUAACCUUAUCCCGGAAUACACCUUGAUGGGAAACCCGCUUCCUUUGGCACCUGCCCCCAUAGAAAUCACAGCAAAUGUUACAGAAAUCCAAAAUGAAGGUGGAUUCAUAACAUUGUUUGCUACCAUUUCUCACCACCGGUUUCACGACGAAAACUACACCAUUAACCACCUGUGGCAGGUGGGCUCGCGCGCCGAUGACAUCAUACUCCACAGGCAUCCCAUGAGUCUGAAACAUUUCGAUAGUCGGGAGAGACUCGACCUUAUGUCCGGGGAGACACUCUUGCAGAGUAGCACUCACCGCAUCAAUUCCAUCCGCACAGUGCAUGGGGUGUUGAAUGUGGUAGGUUGGGGAAUUCUCUUGCCCACAGGAUUGCUAUUUCCCAGGUACUUUCGGGAAGGAGGGAUCAUUAAUGAGAAACAAGAUAGUGGACAACCGAUAGAUAACAUAAACAAGAGCAAAAAGAAAAAAUGGUGGCUUGCUGCCCACGUGACAAUCCAAUUGACUGGCAGCAUCCUCGGAACAGGUGGUUGGAUUAUUGGAUUGUUGCUUGCGAGUUGGUCUAAGGGGUACCAUUUUGUUGGGCAUAGAGUUUUGGGCAUCAUGAUCUUCAUCAUGGCAUGCUUACAGGGACUUGCUCCACUUCAGCGGCCUAAUAAAGAUGAUGAAAAAUACUACAGGAAUUGGACCAUUUAUCACCAUUUCAUGGGUUACUCGCUGAUUUCUAUAAUUAUUGUCAAUAUUUAUAAGGGCUUUCGCAUCCUUGAUCCACCAAUUCCUUAUCAGUGGGCAUAUUAUGGAGUCCUUUUCUUUAUAGGUGCACUUGCUCUGUUACUCGAGAUUUUCACUUGGGUAAGAUUUUACAAGUCGAGAUUGAUAUUGGAUUAAAAACUUGAUCAACUCGAGAUUUUCACUUCGAGACUCGAUAUUGGCUCAAAAACUUGAUCAGGCCAGUGUGUGCCAAAUUCGGCAAUACCUUUCUAACCUUUAAGAAACCUUUAAGAUUCCCUAGCUUAUGUGAAAUAAUUGUGUGCCAUAAAAUAAUUAUGUUUAGUUUUUUCCUCA
Molecule: messenger RNA, 1468 nt
Organism: Amborella trichopoda
Lineage: Eukaryota; Viridiplantae; Streptophyta; Magnoliopsida; Amborellales; Amborellaceae
Product: cytochrome b561 and DOMON domain-containing protein At4g12980
Source: RefSeq, a predicted model, not a curated record